CAAACCUCCCGAACUGCUGUCGCCCCAGGUGCCCUGACACCCCUCUUCGCUUCCUCGCCAACAGCAGGUACGUCAAUACGACGCCGCGCUCGACCUCCCCACCCCGCAAUCACAGGCUCACAACUUUCCAGGGCAAGCCAACAUCAGCUUUCUCUCCUAGCAUUGCUACUUGCUCCUUGCCCUUUGGAUCCACUGUGGGCAGCCUGUAGCCUCGACCACGCCUCUCCGUGACCCGACACAGUCCCUCCACCAUGGACGCAAAUCAAAACGAUGAGCUCUACCCAAUCGCCGUUCUCAUUGAUGAAUUGAAGCACGACGAUGUCAUCCUGCGAUUGAACGCAAUCCAUCGCCUCAACACGAUCGCUCUGGCGUUGGGCGCCGAGCGGACACGGGAGGAGCUCAUACCCUUUCUAGACGAGUCGGUCGAGGAUGAAGACGAGGUGCUAACGGCACUAAGCGACGAGCUGGGCAAGUUCGUCGAGUAUGUCGGAGGCCCAGAGCACGCGCAUGUGCUCCUCUCACCCCUCGAGAAUCUUGCGGCGAUAGAAGAGCCUCUCGUUCGGGAGAAGGCUGUCGAGUCACUGAACAAGAUCUGCGAGGAACUGUCGCAGCAGCAGAUCGAAGAUGCCUUCAUUCCCCUCGUCCUGCGCCUGUCUAAAGCCGACUGGUUCACCUCCAAAAUCUCCGCGACUGGUCUGUAUCAGACGCCGUACACCCGAGCUACACCCCCCUCGCAAGAAGCGCUCCGACAGCACUACGGCCAGCUCGUGCACGAUGACACACCGAUGGUCCGGAGACAGGCAGCGAAUAACCUCGCAAAGUUCAUCAAGGCUAUGCCGCCAUCGAUUGUCAUUGAAGAAAUGAUCCCGCUUUUCCAGCACCUUGCCGCGGAUGACCAGGAUAGCGUCCGGCUCCUGACAGUCGACAUCCUUAUUGCUAUUGCAGAGGCAGUGCCCAAGGAGCAGCAGUCGAGUCACGGCGUCUUGUUGACUGCGCUGCGGAGUCUGUUCGAGGACAAGAGCUGGAGGGUGCGAUAUAUGGUUGCAGACCGAUAUGAAAAGAUUGCAAAAGCGGUCGAUGAGGAGGUCGUCAACCGAGACCUUGUUCCAGCGUUCGUAAAGCUGCUCAAAGACACAGAGGCGGAGGUUCGCAGUGCGAUCGCGGGGCAGAUCCCAGGCUUCUGCGCGCUUCUUGAACGCGAGACACUUCUACACGACGUCAUGCCCAGCAUAGAGGAGCUGGUCUCUGAUCAAUCACAACAUGUCCGCGCCGCUCUUGGCACCCAGAUCAGUGGGCUGGCCCCAAUUCUCGGGAAAGAUGAGACCAUCUCACACCUUCUUCCGAUGUUCCUACAAAUGCUCAAGGACGAGUUCCCUGACGUAAGAUUGAACAUCAUCUCGAAGCUCGAGUCUGUCAACAAUGUUAUUGGCAUUGAACUUCUUUCUCAGUCUCUUCUUCCCGCAAUCGUGCAGCUCGCCGAAGACAAGCAAUGGCGCGUGCGCUUGGCCAUCAUCGAAUACGUUCCUCUUCUUGCAUCGCAACUAGGUGUUAAGUUUUUCGACGAGAAACUCAGCAGCUUGUGCAUGAGCUGGCUUGGCGACACAGUCUUCUCCAUCCGUGAAGCGUCGACCCAAAACUUGAAGAAGCUUACUGAGGUAUUCGGAGUCGAAUGGGCCAAUGAUGCCAUCGUACCAAAGGUUAUGGCGAUGGGUCAGCAUCCCAACUACCUCUACCGGAUGACUACCUGCUUCGCCGUCUCUACCCUCGCACCGGCGCUCAGCCUUGACGUUAUCGAGCAAUCUAUCCUACCCAUGAUGGACAAGCUCGUCAACGACGACAUCCCCAACAUUCGCUUCAAUGUAGCCAAGUCAUACGGCCAAUUGAUUGCCACACUGAAGCAACUACCAGAGGAAGGCACAGUCAUUGCUCUUGACAAGGCAGGCACACCCGGCCAAGGUUGCCAAAAGGCGACCGAUCUCAUCACCAAGAGCAUCCUACCGAACCUGGAGAAGCUGCAGCAAGACGAUGAUGUGGAUGUCAGGUACUUUGCCACCACGGCAGCGCAGAGUUUUACGGAAGCAAUGCAGACCUAGGAGGUUGUGAUGCAUCCAAGAAGCCGCGUUAUUGGAAUGGGAUGAAGACACGAUAGGCAUUCACGUUCACGCAUGUGCAUGGGAAAUGAUUAGGAUAGAGGAGAGAGGUAGAGAAGAGUGAAGCCUAGCUUGCUUGGUCAUUUUGAGGGUGGCAUGGUGCAUUGUAGCGAAUUGAAGGCUUUAAGUGCCUGGGCGGAAAGUAGUUGGGUGACAUCGAACAUAACCAACAAAAUUACCCUGUUAGAAUCAUGAUCAUGUUACGUUGAAAUGCAUUAUCUCGGGGUCCUUGUACUUUUUCACUGUGC
Messenger RNA from Cucurbitaria berberidis CBS 394.84, 2398 nucleotides. Its product is annotated as protein phosphatase PP2A regulatory subunit A. Gene Ontology annotation, molecular function: protein phosphatase regulator activity. The transcript has 8 exons. Gene Ontology annotation, biological process: protein dephosphorylation. The record is from RefSeq and is a predicted model, not a curated record. NCBI's taxonomy places the organism in Eukaryota, Fungi, Ascomycota, Dothideomycetes, Pleosporales, Cucurbitariaceae. Gene Ontology annotation, cellular component: protein phosphatase type 2A complex; cytoplasm. Bases 252 to 2093 code for a protein of 613 amino acids.